AUGGCAUCCGGACAAGGCCCAGGUCCUCCCAGGCAGGGGUGCGAAGAACCUGACCCCUCCUCCACUUCGGAGGAGCAGGUAGCCCGGGACACCGAGGAGGUUUUCCGCAGCUACGUCUUUUACCGCCAUCAGCAGGAGCAGGAGGCCGAGGGGGCGGCCGCGCCCACUGACCCAGAAAUGGUCACCUUGCCCCUAGAACCUAGCAGUACCAUGGGGCAGGUGGGUCGCCAGCUGGCCAUCAUCGGGGAUGACAUCAACCGGCGCUACGACUCCGAGUUCCAGGCCAUGUUGCAGCACCUGCAGCCAACAGCAGAGAACGCCUAUGAGUAUUUCACCAAGAUCGCCUCAAGCCUGUUUGAGAGCGGCAUCAACUGGGGCCGAGUGGUGGCUCUGCUGGGCUUUGGCUACCGCCUGGCCCUCCACGUCUACCAGCGCGGCCUGACUGGCUUCCUGGGCCAGGUGACCCGCUUUGUGGCCGACUUCAUGUUGCAUCACUGCAUCGCCCGGUGGAUCGCACAGAGGGGUGGCUGGGUGGCAGCCCUGGACUUGGGAAAUGGCCCCAUCUGGAAUGUGCUGAUAGUUCUGGCUGUGGUUUUGUUGGGCCAGUUUGUGGUACGAAGAUUUUUCAAGUCAUGA
Lipotes vexillifer (Yangtze River dolphin) is the source of this 636-nucleotide messenger RNA. RefSeq names its product BCL2 antagonist/killer 1 (gene BAK1). Lineage: Eukaryota; Metazoa; Chordata; Mammalia; Artiodactyla; Lipotidae. Gene Ontology annotation, biological process: release of cytochrome c from mitochondria; intrinsic apoptotic signaling pathway in response to DNA damage; extrinsic apoptotic signaling pathway in absence of ligand. The record is from RefSeq and is a predicted model, not a curated record. Gene Ontology annotation, cellular component: mitochondrial outer membrane. Bases 1 to 636 code for a protein of 211 amino acids. Gene Ontology annotation, molecular function: BH domain binding; porin activity. The transcript has 5 exons.